Messenger RNA from Aegilops tauschii subsp. strangulata, 890 nucleotides. NCBI's taxonomy places the organism in Eukaryota, Viridiplantae, Streptophyta, Magnoliopsida, Poales, Poaceae. The record is from RefSeq and is a predicted model, not a curated record.
AUGGCGCACCCCCUACCAAUUGGGAAGCCCCGGCCGACCGCCUCUUCCUCUCCCUUCCGACCACGGCGAGCCCCCUUCCCCCUCCCUCACACCAGAUCCAGGGCAUGGAGCCAUGGGUUCAGGUGGGACCGGCAGUGGGUGGUGGUGAACGCCAAGGGCAGGGCCCUCACGCAGCGGGUGGAGCCCAGGAUGGCGCUGGUGGAGGUGGAGUUGCCGCCGCUGGCCUUCGACGAGGACUGGCAGCCCGCCCCAGACUCCUGCUUGGUUAUAAGAGCACCCGGGAUGGACACAGUGAAGGUCCCUCUUGCUACGGAACACGCCACGCUUGACGACGUCUCCAUCUGGGAGUGGUCUGGUUCUGCUUAUGAUGAAGGAGCUGAAGCAGCUGAAUGGCUCUUCGCCUAUUUCGGGAAGCCAAGUCGGCUCGUGCGGUUUAAAGAAGAGUCCGAAAUCAGGCCGACUAAUCCUGAGUAUGCUCAAGGCUACAAGAUCACCUUCACGGAUUGCUUCCCGUUCCUGAUAUCAUCCCAGGGCUCACUGGAUGCACUAAAUGAGCUUCUUAAAGAACCUGUACCAAUCAAUCGCUUCAGACCAAAUAUUUUAGUGGAUGGAUGCCACCCGUACGCAGAGGAUCUGUGGAAAACCAUAAAGAUAAACAAGCUAACAUUUGAUGGUGUGAAGUUAUGCGACCGUUGCAAGGUAAAAUUCCCAGAUCUGGUGCUGUGGUUGAGUAUGCUUGCUACUAUCCUAUCUUGAAACUUAAUUUCUGCAGUCAUUUUCUGAAAAGAAACAUGAUACUAACAGAUAGAAAAUUGCUUGCUUCUUUUCUUUCCAUCCUUUCCAUAGCUACAUAAGCAACAGGCUAAAGUCUCGGGGUGUGAAAAAUCCUC